CCGAUGGGCACUGGGCUUCACUCCGUGUUCUGUAUGGUUGCAACCGUGCUGCUCCUCAGAGGAUCAAGCCAGACAGGAGCUACGAGGAACGAUGAUGCUGGGAGUAAGGGCACCGCCUUGAGGGGACCUGAAGAGAGUCUUCCCACUUUGACUGUCACAACAAUCCUGGAAGAUCCGUACGUCAUGGUGAGAAGCGCAGAACUGGAGGGGUACUGCGUGGACUUGCUGAAAGCCCUUGCCGCGAUGCUCCACUUCAGCUACAAGGUGAAGGUGGUGAGCGAUGGGCAGUACGGAGCCGUCUCUGCCAGCGGGAACUGGACAGGCAUGAUCGGCGAAAUUUUGAGACAGGAAGCAGACAUUGCAGUGGCCCCACUGACAGUCACGUCGGCACGGGAGGAGGUGGUCUCCUUCACCACGCCGUUCCUGCAGACUGGGAUUGGAAUCUUGCUCCGAAAAGACACCGUCUCUCAGGAGAUGUCCUUCUUCCACUUCCUGGCUCCUUUCAGUAAGGAGACCUGGACUGGCCUUUUAUUUGCUUACGUGCUGACGUGCUUCUGCCUCUUCCUUGUUGCCAGGCUGAGCCCCUGUGAAUGGAAUGAGCCAAAGAAUGAAGAGAACCACUUCACCUUCUUGAAUAGCCUCUGGUUCGGAGCAGGAGC
This is a messenger RNA of Eurypyga helias (sunbittern), 659 nucleotides long. RefSeq names its product probable glutamate receptor. Gene Ontology annotation, cellular component: dendritic spine; plasma membrane; postsynaptic membrane. Gene Ontology annotation, biological process: synaptic transmission, glutamatergic; modulation of chemical synaptic transmission. The transcript is spliced from 6 exons. The annotation marks the transcript as partial. Gene Ontology annotation, molecular function: transmitter-gated monoatomic ion channel activity involved in regulation of postsynaptic membrane potential; AMPA glutamate receptor activity. Lineage: Eukaryota; Metazoa; Chordata; Aves; Eurypygiformes; Eurypygidae. The record is from RefSeq and is a predicted model, not a curated record.